AUGGCGGUGAACCCCAACAGAACCAUGACCGAUCCACUCUUCACAGGCAUGGAGGUGGUCUUGGCACACUCAUCUCCGAAAACACGGCAUCUUCAAUUAGGUGACUUCGUCAUCCUUGGGUUUAGAGCAUUGAUCAGCAAGUAUGAUGCGGAUAGCGAAGAGGGCUAUGAAUCUUAUCAAGAAGAUCGCUCUGGCGACGAAUUCGAUCAGGAAGAAGAUCUCUCUGGCGAUGAAGCUAAUCCGGAAAAAGAUGUCUCUGGCGCCAAAGUCAACUCUAGCAAUCUCAGCUUGAUACAACUCGCUGAUUCAUUGGCAGAUACGGCCACUUCUUGGGUGCAAGGUCUGCACCCAGAGCCCAAAGCGCGUCAUAUCUUUGGAAUCAAAAGAAUGUCAACCACCAGCUUAGGCGUAGAGGCACUCGAUUCCGAUCAAUCAGGAGCGCUGCAACAGCAAAGUGAUGGGCCCCAGUGCGCUGGCCCCAAGUCUAUCCGAGAUGCCGCGUACAUUGACCAACUGAAGCUGACGACCAGCCGGUUGGACUCAGACCUUCUACCGCUACUAGGAGAUCAACUGAGCGCUAUCUCACGGAUGCUAGACCCGUCCGACUUGCGGAAAGAACCCAUCUCAGAACUCAAGCGGAUCUUGGCAAUUCAAGUACAGCUCGACCACACAAUGGAUCAAAUCAUAUCUGCGCUUGAGACCCUUCCGGAACAAGACAUCGUCCCAAACCAAACAACCUACCAGCACGAUAAAGCACUCAAGUACUAUAGGCUUAACGGUCUUGAUCAAUGUAUCAGGCAAGAAUUGCUCAUGGAGAUGGCUGGAUUAUUUUCUUCGUCCAUCUUACUUGUUCGGCGACUAGGAUUCUCGGCAUCAUCAGAAGAAAUGACUGCCUCCGAGACUGUGGCUCGAGCUGGAAAAGAUGUUAUUUCCGCCCAAAUUCGUUCUGAAAGCUCACUCGAGUCGGCCAUCACCUGGUUAAGAGGAUCUGAAUGGGAGACUGUCCUAUACGAAGACAGCUCACCCACUCCGCUCUCACUAUUUGCCGUGUUGCGAAUGUGUAGUCUUCCAUACAAGAAAUCCGGUCAGGACCCUUGCCCGAGACCCCUUCCGCUCUCCCCUUCAUCUUCGGCCUCAACGCCCACGCUUCCAUACCAACAAGCCGAAAAAGAAUUUGAGCAUCUCCAUCCGCCGCGCUCUGAGUUCAGUCAUCCCAAAUCUCAUUUCCUCAACAUGUCAUCAUUUCGCAACCCAACUGGGCAUCAGCGUUCCUUUUCGGUUGGAAUCCCAGGGCAAGAUCAGGGUGAAGGUCGCGAGGGUGUCGUACUGAAACGUCCACGAGGAUUUCUUCAAGAAAAUAUUGUUAUUCGAUGGGUUUUUUUCAUCACCCCCAUCCUCAUGCUGGUAUGGAUUCCGGGGUUUAUUGCAUUUAGCCUUCCAGAGAAGCAUCUCCAAAUUGCCGAUGUAGGGUUGAUCUGGUGGUCAGCCUGGCUCUCAGUGGCUUGGCUAGGCUGGUGGAUUGGCUUGAUGGUCGGAGCGCUGACUCCGCUAUUCUUCAAGCACGUGAUUGGUAUUGCUUGUUCUCCCGAUUUUGUUGAGAAGUGGUACAGCUUCCUGUUGCCCAUGAAGAAGGUCAUCAUGGGGGCUGUCUGGAGUAUAUCCACCUAUAUUGCUUUCAGCGUAUUUAUCAUAAGGAUGUCAUAUGGUGCCUCAGAAUCUGCCGCCAAAUCGGUGCACUUGAUGAGUCAAGCACUAUUUGGAUUUCUUCUUGCUAGUUUAAUGCUCGUUGGCGAAAAAAUCCUGAUACAAGUGAUUGCUAGCUAUUUCCACCAAAGAUCUUACGAGGACAGAAUAGCCGAACAGAAGCGCGCGAUUCAAUUUCUCACUGCGUUAUAUCGCUAUACUCACGAUAUUGGCAGGUCAGAUACGCUUGAUCGAGCAUGUGGAGCUCCGUCGAAAGCCCCAGAGAAUACAGCAAAAAUAUUGAAAUGCGCACUUAAAAGUGUGAAGAACGUUGCGAGGACCACGACUAGCGUUUUUGGAACUGUGGCAUCAGAAAUCGCCGGAGAACAGAUACUUCAGCCUAACUCGCCCUCCUCAAUGGUUCUCUCUGCAUUGUCAUCAGCCAACAAGACUCGACAUCUAGCGCGCAGAAUUUACUAUUCACUGGUUCCAGUCAACUAUCGUCAAGUGAUGGUGCUGGGCGAUAUAAUGCCGUGUUUUGAAGGGGAUGAGGAAAUUGCUCAGGAGAGUUUUUCCAUUUUCGACAAAGACAGAAAUGGAGAUUGUUCCCUACAAGAAAUUGAACUAACCUGUUUGGAGCUUCAUCGAGAGCGUUUGGCUUUAGUAGCGAGUAUGAGAGACUUGGACAGCGCAGUUGGAAAGCUGGACUCGAUUUUGAUGUUCCUCUGGUAUACUGUAUCAUUACUCGUGACAGUGGCUCUUUUGGACAUCUCCUUCCAAACUCUGUUAGCAUCAGCUGGGACACUAGUAUUAGGCUUGAGCUGGUUGAUCGGUAGUACUGCACAAGAGAUACUCGCCUCGAUAAUUUUCUUGUUUGUCAAGCAUCCAUAUGAUGUGUCCGAUAGAGUUGAUGUUGAUGAUGUUGCUUACGUGGUAAAAGAAAUGCAUCUGUUAUACACUGUAUUUCGGCAAACAAAUGGCAAAAUAUCACAGAUUCCUCACAGUGUAUUGAACAGCAAGAGAGUGGUAAAUAUCCGGAGAUCUGGGCCCAUCAGCGAAAAGUUUACUUGGGAUGUAAAUUUCAAUACAUCGUUCGAAAAAAUUGAGCAAAUGCGAAGCAAGAUGCUCGAGUUCCUCAAAGCCGAAAGAAGAGAUUACACGCCUGCUUUUGACGUCAACAUCCAGGACUUUGAGGGCCAGGCUCAAUUGACUCUACAAGCGGACAUCAAAUAUAAAUCAAAUUGGCAAAAUGGGGCCUUGAAAAGCCAGAGGAGAAAUAAAUGGGUUUGUGCCUUAAAGCAGAUCAUGGCCGAGGUCGAGAUCUAUGGACCCGCAGAUGCCGGAAAUCCUGCUCCAAAAUCCGAGCCAACACUUAUUCAACUAGUCGAUAGUCCUCCACUGGUGAUACACCAGCGAGCCGAAAGUCCGAGGAAACAACAAGACCAGCAGAACCCACCGUCAGACAAAUCGAGCGGCAUACAGCCCGUAGAGCUGGAAAAUAGGGAGAACGUUAUGUGCGACGACGACGACGAGGAGCACGGCUUGCCUCUAAAUUAUAUACCCUUAUCCCCCUUCUAA
Puccinia triticina is the source of this 3261-nucleotide messenger RNA. RefSeq lists its product as uncharacterized. Lineage: Eukaryota; Fungi; Basidiomycota; Pucciniomycetes; Pucciniales; Pucciniaceae. The transcript is spliced from 22 exons. Gene Ontology annotation, molecular function: calcium channel activity. Gene Ontology annotation, cellular component: membrane. Gene Ontology annotation, biological process: calcium ion transmembrane transport; intracellular calcium ion homeostasis. The record is from RefSeq and is a predicted model, not a curated record. The coding region runs from base 1 to 3261 and encodes 1086 amino acids.